UUCAAAAAUGCUAGUGAAUUAACGGUAAUAUCAUGAAUUCUUAGAAUCCAUCUACCUCUUUGCUUCUCCAAAGACAUUAGCACAGCAAGGUUUCUAAAGCUACCUUAUAGAAGAUAUAUUUAUGUGCUUCUAAAUCUUGGACUAAGAGGGGAACUGUAAAGUACAGGAACGCGGAAGUCAAAAGUGAUUUGAUGACGAAUAUAUAAAUCUCUUAUCAUUCAAGUUACAAGAACCGGCAAACCAAGACAAACCAAAUUAAUAAAGCUCUCAAGCGGAAGCGAAAAGUGACUUGAUGAAGACAUGACGAAGACAACAAUCUCUUAUCAUUGAAAGCCACAAGAGAGCAAACGAAAAGAAACAAGAAAGUAAGACCAAGUAAGUGUGGAUAUCAAUGGAAGUAUGGACCGUGCAUUGAUUAAUACUGGUACUGAUGUCAACAAAACGGAUAAUACGGGAAGAACUGCUUUGUUCUAUGCUGUUCGACGAAUUCACAAUCAAAAUAUGGUUCAUGCAUUGAUUGAUGAUGGUGCUGAUGUGAACAUAAAAGAUAACGAAGGAAAAACUGCUUUGUUCUAUGCUGUCCAACGAAUUUACAAUAAAAGUGUAGUUCGUGCAUUGGUUGAUGAUGGUGCUGAUGUAAACAUAAAGGAUAACGAAGGAAAAACUGCUUUGUUUUAUGCUGCUGUAAAACCGUACAAUGAAAAUAUUGUUCGUAUAUUACUUGAUGCUGGUGCAGAUGUCAACGAAACGGAUAAGGAGGGGAAAACUGUUUUGUUUUACGCUGUUAGGGAUCGGAACAGUAAAAAUGUGGUUCGUAUGUUAAUCGAUGCAGGUGUUCAUGUCAACAAAAGGGAUAAUAAAGGGAAAACUGCUUUGUUUUAUGCUACGGAAUCGGAAACGGAAUCGGAAACGGAAUCGGAAACGGAAUCGGAAACUGACAUGGAAAUUGACCUGGACACUUUUGACAUGAAUAUGAACCUGAACACUUUUGGAAGGGAAAAUAUUUUUGUUUCUGAAAUACCAUUCGUGUUUUUUAACGGUCCUGCAAAUAUAUCCAUUACACAGAUGUUAAUUGAGGAUGGUGGUUCUCUGCUAAAUGCAAAAGAUAACUAUGGUAGAACCCCAAUGUUCUAUGCAUUGAUAACGUCACUUGAAACAGCAAGUCUCUUGAUUGACAAAGGAGCAAAUCUUAAAGCGAGAGACAAUUGCAAUGUCAGCAUUAUUGCUUUCUUCGUUGAACACUGUUUACGAAAAGGAAAUGACAUGUCCGAAGGGCUCGAUCUGCUCAGAGAAAAUGGUAUCCAACCAGAGACUAUCUUCGAGAGUUUGGUCAGUGUGGUGUUUUGUAGUAGCUUAAAACUACGUAUAAGCACUCGUUUCGGUAAAUUUCAAAUGGAAUCGCUGUCUGAUGCUUUGGAGACAGCCAAAUAUUACAUGGAAGAAGAGGACCCUAGACAGCCAAUCCUUAAUGGGAUUUUGACGACAAUGGAGAAUUACAAGAGCGAAAAAGAUAUCUAUGAAAACGUGGUGUCCAAAAUUCUUGCCCCACUUGUAGAACUAGGUGCUGAUCCAAACACUGCUGACUCACAAGGGAAUACAGCUCUUCACUAUGCAACUCGUUUGAUAUUCGAGAAUGUGUCACAAGAGACGGUAAAUGACAUAUGUCGGAGUCUAAAAGAAGUCGAUGCUUCAUUUAACGCAAAAAAUCACCAAAGAGAAACUCCCGCUUUGUUUUGUUUGUCUGAGAAGUUUCUCCAUGGCAUAAAUGGUAUAAAUACAAAAUUUGAUUUAGUAUUUACACAAGUUUACGGGAAUCUGAUUGAAAAGGGAUCAAGUGUAGAUGACAUCGAAAAAGGUGGAAAUUCCCUUUUUCAUUUGAUCUUGAUUCUCUUUGAACGAGUUCUUUAUUUUCGCACGAAAACGAGUGAGAGGGGAAAAGUCUUGGGCGAAGUUGCAGACCUUUUACAGUUGUGCUGUGAGGCAGAUACAGCAGCACAUGUAACUAUCAACAGGAGAGACGCCCAUCUCAAUUCACCACUCCAUCUCUGGUCGGAAUUGAAAUGUAUCGAACUUUCUCAAGAGAAUGAUUGGCAAUAUCUAAGAAAAAUUUUGAACCUCUUAUUAAAGUGUGGAGCUAGAUUAAAUACCAGAAAUGAAAAUGAUGAAACACCUUUACAUUUGUGUACAACAUGGCGUGCAGCCAAACUUUUGUUAGAAGAAGGUGCAAAUCCAAACGAUGUGGAUUCCUCUGGACACACGCCUCUACUCUCCGCUGCAUUGAGAUUCAAACAAAGAACUACAUACAGUAAUCAUUUCCUUGAAGCGUUUUAUGAAGACGUAUCCAAACGUCUGUCAAAGGAUUCCCGCUCUGGAUACAGACGUGCACUCUCCGCUGCCUUGAGAUUUAAACAAAAAAAUCAAACUAAAAACGAUAAUCAUAUCCUUGAAGCGUUUUAUGAAGACGUAUCCAUAAGCCCAAAUACGUUUUGGGAAGCAGUUUUCGAGAAACAUCUUGAUCCAUGGGUUGCAGAUAAGCAUGGACAAUCUGUCUUGGGAGUUCUUGUUGAAUCGGAGGCCUUUGUUCUUGCAAAGACCUUUCUGGAAACUGCUGUAAAAAUGAAGCUGCUUGAGUCGGAUACAAUCGCAGUUUCUGUUUUGAAAGUCAUUUGCAAAGACAGAUCGAAAAGAGCUCUAUGGAAGAUGAACCUUGUUGAAAUAAUUCUCAAGGCAAGAGAGAAUCCUAACAGGUCCCUACGAUGUGAUGGAGAGACUCCACUUCACUAUUGCUGUAGAAAUAUAAUAGAUGUUUUCAAUGAUGUUUCUCAAACGGCUAGUGAUUACAAUCAUUCAUCACUGGCCGGAGAAGACUCUGCCGAGGAUGAAACAACAUCUGUGCACUGGAUCAUCGCCAAACGCCUUCUUUGGUAUGGAGCUGACUGUACGAUUCCUGAUUCUAUUGGCCAAUCUUGUCUGGAUAUAGCAGAGGCAUGUCCUGCACUGAAAAAACUUCUGAGCAGUCCGAUAGAAAUGGACUAAACCCCUUGACUCAUUCCUUGGACUUCCGUUUC
Molecule: messenger RNA, 3068 nt
Organism: Actinia tenebrosa (Australian red waratah sea anemone)
Lineage: Eukaryota; Metazoa; Cnidaria; Anthozoa; Actiniaria; Actiniidae
Biological process (GO): regulation of gene expression
Cellular component (GO): nucleus
Molecular function (GO): protein binding
Source: RefSeq, a predicted model, not a curated record